UCUCCACCGCUGGUAGGCCACGAGGAGCUUUGAGACCAUCGCUUCAGUCAGUUUUUGUCUGGUGAGCGUUGUGGAGAUUGUGUGCGCCAUGUGAAAUAUAGCAACUGUUUUAUGUUAAACAAAACUCAACUGCUCUCGCGUCAUGUGACACGUAUCCAUCAGCGAGCAGAGUGGCACCCAGCAAGCGGGAAAAUUCGAACAGAAUUUCACAACCUAACGUCGCACACGAGAUUAAACCACUCAUAAUAGCAAUCUCCCUGUAUUUACUAACAAUUGUAGGACCGCCGUUAACUAUGACAUCAGAGUGGAGCAAUGAAUUUGUCAAUACGCUGACUGGAAGAGCGUUUGGAUACUUCGCCAACGGUUAACUAUCCCCCCAACAUCCGUUUUUCGUAAUUAGCGUCGUUAAAUAAGUGAAACAAGAGAGACUGAUUGACUUUGUUUUGGUAGCUGGCACCUGGCGAUUGUUGAAAUUAUAAACGGGGGAACCAACGGGGCUACGGAGAGUACGGCCUCAGAGCCACAGGAGAUGGGAGGUGGCUGGAGAUCAUCAUUACGAUAUCAAUUAGCAGGUACCAGUGAUGAAAAUCCGUGUGUCCAUUAUUCAGAGAUAUUGCCAAUCCCCUCUGAUGCUGGUGAUACUGAUAAUUCUCGCGGUAAUAAAUUGUGCAACGAGUGCAGGGAUUGUCGAGUGCCCAGCGGGAUGUCAGUGCGACGGGGAGAAUUUUUACUGCGUGGGGAGGAGUUUUUUAGGCCUCGGUUUGCCGGUAAAUGCAAAAAACGUUGUACUGACGAAUGUCAGAGCAGCAGAACUAUCAGUUGCUGCUUUAGAAUCAUCAGAUCUCCUGCAGCGGCUCAUUUGGCGAUCAAGUGGAAUAGAGAGAAUAGGGCCAGGAGUUUUUCUAUCGACUCCAUUGUUAGAACACCUGGAUCUAGGUGACAAUCGUAUUGCAACAUUGCCAGAGGACGUGUUAGCUCCAUUAAAUCGUUUGAGAUACCUCAAUUUAACCGGCAAUUCAUUGACGAGCCUCCCCAGGUCUGCUGUUCGGGGAUUAGAAUCGUUGGAGAUACUCCUACUGGCACACAAUCAAAUAGCUGUGCUUCCUUAUCAAGCAUUUAUCGUUGUUAAAUCCCUAACUCAUCUCGAUCUUAGUGGCAAUCGUAUUGUAUCAUUGCCGGAUCACACGUUCAAGCCAAAUCGUGAAUUACUCAGUCUUCAUUUGUCCUCCAAUCAUCUCACCAAGUUGCCUAGUCGUUUGUUCUCAGGAUUAAGGAAACUACAGCAUCUUGAUAUGUCCAGUAAUGACAUUGAUAUACUUCCAAGGAGCUUCUUCUCAGAAUUAUCACAACUCGAGGAUUUAGACAUAUCCGGCAAUCCCAUUGCUAAUUUAUCAAAUACAGCAUUCCAGGGCCUCAAUAAUCUCGUAUACGUGAACCUUGGAGGUACAAGAUUAACGAAAUUACCGAGGGACGUUUGGAGACCAGUGCCAGAGUUGAGAUCACUGGUCCUGGACAAAACGAGAAUUGAAGUACUGAGAAAUGAGGAUUUAAUUGGCCUUUCAAAACUGGAGAACCUCACGAUAUCCAACAGUCCUCUUCGUGGCAUCGAAGCCAAAACACUGAAUCAUCUUUCUGAACUGCGCAAUCUGAAUCUUCGCGACAACGAUUUAACGUUUUUACCAGCAUCACUGGCUCACCUCAAACGCCUAGAGCAUCUACAUCUACAGGGCAAUCCGUGGGCGUGCGAUUGCCGAAUGUUUUGGUUCGUCAAGUGGGCUGAGAACCAUGCACACAGAACUGCAUUUGAAUCUGGAUUGAGUUGUGGACAAACCGAGACUGUCGACACUAUCCAGGCUCUACGUUACUUAAACUGUACAGCACCAUUCUUAACUCAUGUCACUGAUACUGAGGUAUUGCAUCGUUUGAAUAGCUCGGUACUGCUAGAGUGCGAGUUCAAUGGCAAUCCAGCGCCAUCGUUGACCUGGGUGACACCACAAUUGGAGAUAUUCCAUUGGAAUCCGGAUCCAUCGUUUCCCGAUCCCUUUCACGAUCAUCCAGCCCAUCACGGCGCUCAGGGCAUGAGAAAUUUGGGGAAUAUGGGGCACGUUAGACUAAUGGAGAAUGGCUCACUUCUCAUUACAAAUCUACUUAGACAGGAUGUAGGACGGUACAAGUGCUUUGCUGUCAAUCCAAUUGCCAAUAUGACUACCUUCGUUUACCUCAGGAUGAAUCCAAUAACUUAUUACGAAAUUAAAAUAUUCAGUAUAGUAGUUGGUGCUGCUUGUACUGUAAUAUUUCUAUUGCUAACUCUGUUUGUACAGUUUCUACGUUAUGUAUUCAGUCGAUGCGGCUGUUGUAGCUGGUGUUCCUGCUGCAGACGCGGUACACGUGCUAAACAAAUAUACCAAAUGCUUGAUAACAUCGAGCAGUACAAGAGUCAGCAGCUCGAGCGUUUACGUGAAAAUUACACCCAGCAAGUACACAGGAUCAAGGACAAUUGUGCACAGCAAGUUGAGUGGAUAAGGGACAGCUAUGAGGGACAGAUGCGACACAUUAGGGACAUCAGGGAUUACGGAACGAGCCAUCUAACGACACUCAAGGAUCAAUACUACGAUCAGGUCAAACGUGUACGUGAUUAUUCAACUGGCCAGCUCAAUUGGGUGCGUGAGAACUACGUUUUUCAACGAAACAAAAUACGAAAGUUCAGCGCACACCAGGUACUGCGAUUACGCGAGAGCUACAAGUAUCAGCAGCAAACGUUGAACAAAGUAUUGGAGAAUCUGCCAAAUCUAUACUUCGAUAAUUGCCGGAGUGGAUCAUGCGGAAGGAGUGAUUCGUGUGUUUUUGAUGGAAAGGAUAUGAAUGGACCCGAGAUGGAGUCUUAUUUCAAGAGGAAAUUGGAUAGAUUGGACGGUUGUGCGAGCAAUGAGGAUCUCAAUAGUGAGUAUUACACACCGACCGAGUUUUCCGCAGCCAGUCCACAUGGUCCUGGAUUCAUUGAUGGAAUUCAUAUUAAUUACAUCGAGGAUGGGCCACCGCCACCGUUUGAACACUUCAGGGGUAAUUUGUUGUUUCGUAAUGAGGGUGAACAGAGUGAGGAGACUGUGGCCAAGGGGUUUGAUGUCAAUACGCCGGUUUAUCGUGGCACCAGCGCUGAAUUUAUAGGCAGAGAUCAGGCAAGUAUGCCGGAGGUACUUGGUUUACUCGGCCCUUCAGCAAGUAUGCCGGAAUUGCCACGUGAAACACGGCUAUGAUAAAUUUAAAGUGUGAUAAAUAACAUUGAUUGUUAAAUAAUUUACGAAUACUGUGAUUGAUGCGAGAUGAGGUGCAAUGUUUUUUUUCUUCUCAUCAAUUUUCGGGCGAGUUCAACGUGUGGCGAUGUGCCUUCCGUAGAUGUUUCGAGGAUAAUUGUGUCAUGAUGCUGGUGCUCGGGCACUGCUGUACCUGACGCGAUUGUAUACGAGUGAUUCGAAGGGAACAGAUGAUUUUGAAAAAUUAAUAAACCCAUGUGUGCCAGGAUGAUACGAAAAAUACUUGUUCUGUGUUUUUUUAAAUUUCGGGGAGACCCAUCCAGAUUAAUAUUCAUCACUGAAAUGGAGAUUUUAGAGUAAAUAUUAUGCUAUUUCUGCCAAUUCCUAGGCGUCAAUUGAGUAUAAAGGUUGGAGACAUUUUUUUCUCGGGUAAAUUUGGAUGGGUGAGGAUAAAUCGAGCGAGAUUGACUGGGUGAAGACUAUUGGGUUCAGAAUGCUCUUGUUAUUAUGCUCAGUAGACAGUUAUUUUUGGUCAACCGCAGAGAGUUUGAGAAACAGCAGUUUCAUGUCAUAGAGAUUGCAUGAAACAUUAUUGAAAUGACAAGUAACGAUUAAUGGAGUGAUAAGUAGUCACUCUCCUCUCGAUUGCCAACAAAAGGCUGAAAUAUAUCGCAAAUAUAAAACACAUGUUUAGUCGCUGAGAAUAAGUGACGUGGACUUGAGAUUGGCAAUUGCAGGUAUUUCGAUAGGACUAGAUGAUAAAAAUUCUGGCUAUACUUUUGAGGUAAAUGGCGCAAUAGAUCUGAGAAUACGUCUUCCGAUGAGUUUAACGAAUAAAUUCAUAGAUUUCUAUUGAAUUCAUCCCCUCAGCUGACAGAUUUUUAUCGUCAAUGCAACUGUAGCUGGUGAUUAUUAGUUACAUGUAUCGGAUGUGCUUGUUGCCAAAUUGUCAAUUGACAAUGCAAUAAUUAAUGGAGCAGUAAUUAACAACGACUAGUUGAUACUCAUCAGUCUAGUGCUUGUUUCCUCUCCGCUAUUUUGAAAUUGUAGGUACCACGUGAGACUACUGUAUUCAAUGAACUCAUGAGAAUUGAAUGCUCUGCUGGAUAUUAUUGACAACAAUACAAACGUGAUGAUUAAAUUAUUUCCAAGUUAUUGUUGAUUGAACAAGUUAUUAAAUGUCGAUAUGCACGAGAAACAAUUUUUUUUUCUAUGCGAACAAUUGGUGAUGUUGAAUGAGAAUUGUGGAUGAAUAAAUAUGAUGUGUUCUUGAUUGAAAUAUUUGGAAUACUGGGGAGUUGCACUCUCACUCAGUCUCUCCAUUCCCGGAAGUUGGUAUUUAUGCUUCCUUCCGCAUAAAUAUUUUUAUACAUGGUCAUCUUGUCUGAUUAUAUUCAUAAGUAGAACAUAAGUAUCAACCUUUGAGUUCUGUAUGAAUUUUGAGGGGUACAAGUAGAAUUAAAUUAUCACUAGAUAGAAAUGAAAUGAAUUAUGGGGAUUAUUCCCUCACCUGUAGCUUGAGAGAAUGAGGAGUUUUGAAAAUAAAGAGAAUUUCGAGGAAUUGUGUAGAUGCAGCUGUGGAAAAAUAUCAUUUUUGCUCAGUUCUAAUGAAACGAGUAAUGAAUAUAGUUGAAUUUAGACGAAUUGGAAUGUUUAAAUAAAUUAUUAUCUGAGUGUACUCAAAUUUAGAUUCAAUUACACGAUAUUUUUAACCAAAGAUCGAUCGAUUGGUAUUUUUAAUUGAUUAGAUUUUGAAGAAAUCUAAUUGGACGGGCUAUUUUCAUGGAAUAAAUUGAAAACAAUGGGCGACAUCAGCUGAAAACGCGAUUAAUCACUAUCAACGGAGAUAGCGUCAUCGGUGACGUUAACGAACAGGUCGAGUACGUCUCCUCGUGUUAUUACGUAAUCGGUGUAACGAGUAUGACAGAGUGAAGAGUGGCUCCGCCAUACUGUCGACCGGCAAUUUUGUCUUCCCUCACUUCUCCAUAGGACCGAUUGGCAUUGAAUUUCGCGAGAAAUGAUUUUUUUUUAGUUUCGAGGAAAAACUUCUCGUUGUCGAUUGCCGACAACUCGACUGUGACUUGUCAACGAAUUUGACGUCAAUAUAAUCAAAUCUAGGUGUAAUUGUAAAUAGUUUAUUGAAUUAUUGUAAAUAUUAAUAAAGAUGAUAGAGAAUGUAACUCCUGUUGCAAUAAAUUAUAGAAUAAUUUUUUUCA
Molecule: messenger RNA, 5467 nt
Organism: Diachasma alloeum
Lineage: Eukaryota; Metazoa; Arthropoda; Insecta; Hymenoptera; Braconidae
Product: leucine-rich repeat and immunoglobulin-like domain-containing nogo receptor-interacting protein 3
Exons: 3
Coding region: 582-3254 (890 amino acids)
Cellular component (GO): plasma membrane
Molecular function (GO): protein binding
Source: RefSeq, a predicted model, not a curated record